This is a messenger RNA of Styela clava, 1989 nucleotides long. RefSeq lists its product as uncharacterized. The record is from RefSeq and is a predicted model, not a curated record. Lineage: Eukaryota; Metazoa; Chordata; Ascidiacea; Stolidobranchia; Styelidae.
GUUAAUUGCUCAAUUUAGACUUAACACUUUUGUCUUUUGAUCGCACUUACCAACAUUGGCUGUCAAUAAAAUGCAAUACUGUGCGGGAGGGAGUUUUGUCGCUAUGAUAUGAAUUCAGAAUUAACCGCAUAAAAUAUCCAAUUAUGGUCAAUCAAAAUCUUAAUAACCAGAGACAGAAUAAAAAAUAAUUUCCUACGCUGUUUUUUCAGUCAUUCUUUGCAAAGGAAACUCAUAAUAUAUAAUAUAAUCUCUCAAGCAUGAAUAAGAUAGCCAGAUUAGCUCAUUCCGCAGCAAGAAAAUGGGAAAUGACGGAUAAAUGUUUACCUAAUAAAUAUCUUUUGUAUCGGGAUCAAAAUUUGAGUUUAGAAAUGGUUCAAUCUGACGGUAACAGAGAAGACUGGACUUCAUUUUUUGAUAUAUGUGUCCAUUCUUUUCAAAAUGACGUUGUUUACAAGCAGUUAUAUCAAGACGAUGAACAGCGAAGUAAAUUUCUAAAAUCUUACUACGAACAUUUAUACAGAUGUGCAUAUAAAGAUGAUCUGGGAAGCCUCGCAUAUUUACAAGCCACAGAUAUGAAAACGAAGGCAAAAUAUAUGGUUGGAGGGUUAACAAUUUCUAAGGAAUGGAAUGAAAAGGAACAAGAAGAUCCUAAAAUGAAAUUUAUAAACGAAAUAGCAUGGGAGAAGUAUAUCAGGCAUGAUCGGUGGUUACACAGAAAUAUCUAUCAGCGGUUUUUAGAUGUUUCAGGCUCUGUAGGAAAAAAACUGGUGUAUCGUAAGAACCGGGUACUUUUGAACGAUUAUAGAUAUAUUAUCCCAUCGGGUGUUUGGGCCGAUAUAGGCGCCCAAAUGAUGCUUGAACAUUCAUAUGGUGAAACAUGGAAAUCGGACUGCAUAGUUGUCGCUAUGACAGACAAUCCUCCGUUAGCGCGUCAUUUAUCACGUCAUAAAUGCAAAGUCGUUCAAAUUUAUCAAUGCGAUGAUGGCAAUUUUUUCAAGGGAAACAAAAUAGACACUAAGAAUGAAGGCGAUGAUGAAUUAUUGAUUUUUGUUUAUCUAUAUGGAAUGAAUGAUAACGAAGAACUUUUCAAUUAUAUCAAAUAUAAGACUCACGACAAAACCUGUUCUUUGAACGACAAUACUGUCAAGGAGAUAAUGCUCAAACAGUAGAAAAUUUAACAAUUAAUAAUUUCAAAAAAGAGAAGGACGUCAUCUUCAUCCGAUUAUCCUAUUCUAUUAAAUAUUUCAAGUAAGUUUUUCACAACAGGCGAAGUAUUCAUAUAAAUAGAAUCCUUCUUUUUCGAUGCCAAGCGAGUAUUUCAUAUUUUCAUUGCAUAUAUACGAUAUUCAAUAUUGUAUGAAUUUAUAUAUUUAUAACAUGUUCGUAUAAUCAAUCGAUCAUUCUAUUUUACAUGAAACAAAUGGGAAGCUAGUAUCUUUAUUAAAUAGACAGUAACUUUUCCUUACUUUUAUUAUAUAUUUUUUAUAUUUUCCUUCCAUUUUGAAUAUAUAUAUACAAGUACGUUUCAAUAAAGGAUAGUCUAGGCUUCGGCAGCUUGAUAAAACUUAUUAUAUAUAUAGAGGAAGAUGCUGCUAUUUUAUUGCUUCAGCUUCUGAUUUCAUCUUAUUCAAGUAACCUUGUGACACAGGUCACAUACAAACUCACAAGUAUGUGAAGCAAAUGUAGUUCGUCACAUGGCACCGCAACACAUAUUUUGAAUAUGGUUCAAAAUAAAUAAAUAAAACGAUUAUUUGAAUGUUGCAUUCUAUUUAAGGGACCAGAGUUAAUAAACGAACUUUAUUCUGCUCUACUCUGUUUCCGUAUUUCGGGGAAAAAAAUAUAUUAUGUUGUUCAUUCACAAUAGUUAAUUUUUCUCGAAUAUCUUCCAUGUGGUUUGAACCCAAUUUUCUUUCUACUUAUUGUUCAAUAUUUUCCAUACGUAUAGAAAAUAAACAAAUUGUAAAUAAACUCAUUUCCGUUUACUUCGGA